GGCUAGCCUAUCUUGGAAUUAUCUAUCCAUCUGUCUAUCUAUCUAUCUAUCUCUCUAUCGGCCUCUCCUCUCAUUACAUUACAUUACAUACAUCACGUUCACGUACUUUUUAUCAAGUUCGUUCCCGGAGGCAAUUAAGGCAGGUCUAAGCUAGCUUGUCGUUUCUUUAUUUAUUUUCCGACGCCGAGACCGGAGCAGUGAUGUCGGGCGGCGGAUGCGGAAUGGACGGUACCAAUAGACUCCCUUCGCCAUUGGCCUCCCAUGACGACGUCGUCAAGGACUCCACUCUUUUCUGGGAAACUCUGAAGGGCUUUCACGGUGUCAUGGGGACCAAGUGUAUGGUCCCUAUCAUUGGAGGGAAAGAGCUUAAUUUACACGUUCUAUACGUGGAGGUUACCAGAAGAGGCGGCUACAAUCAGGUGGUGUCGGAGAAGAAGUGGAGAGAGGUGAGCGGAGUAUUCGAGUUUUCCCCGACGACGACAAGCGCUUCAUACGCACUGAGGAAACACUACUUCAGCUUGCUGUUUCGAUACGAGCAGCUUUAUUUUUUCAGGCUUGAGCUUGAGCUUGAGGAGGGCUUAUUGGUUGAUGAUCAUCAUCAUACACCAGCUGGACCAGGCCAGCAGCAGCAGUAUUAUUCUGCUACCGGAACCAUUGAUGGGAAAUUCGAGUGUGGUUAUUUGGUGUCCAUGAAACUGGGAUCCGAGGUUCUCAACGGGGUUCUUUACCACCAAAGUCCCAGCACCUCAUCAUCACUCUGCACUGCUAUUGUACCGUACGUCGUUCCUCCUCAAACCCCCCGGACUCGGAGGAGGAGAAAGAAGAAAGGCAGUGGCGGCGACCCCUUUCGCCCAAAGCCCAACAGGAGUGGAUACAACUUUUUCUUUGCUGAAAAGCACUCCAUGCUCAAGUCUCUCUACCCAAGCCGAGAGAGGGAGUUCACAAAAAUGAUUGGAGAGUCUUGGAACAAUCUCAGCGCUGAAGAAAGAGUAGUCUAUCAGAACUAUGGAUUGAAAGACAAGGAGAGAUACCAGAGGGAAUUGAAGGAGUACAGAGACAAGAAGAAGAAGAUGAUGAUGAUGGCUCCUUGAUUGCCUGCAUUGCUAGUGAUCGAGCCAGCCAGCGACACAAGCUAAGAUCGAUAUCAUCAACUUGUAAAUUCUCGACUCUUGAAACUUGAAACAAUAUUGAACAUGUAAUGUACUUCUUUUUUUCAUUCCUGUUCGCAUCAGAUUAAGAUAAUCAAAACCAAUCUUAUCUAAAUAACAA
Ipomoea triloba (trilobed morning glory) is the source of this 1269-nucleotide messenger RNA. RefSeq names its product high mobility group B protein 9. Bases 201 to 1091 code for a protein of 296 amino acids. The record is from RefSeq and is a predicted model, not a curated record. Lineage: Eukaryota; Viridiplantae; Streptophyta; Magnoliopsida; Solanales; Convolvulaceae. The transcript has 5 exons. Gene Ontology annotation, molecular function: DNA binding.